Messenger RNA from Misgurnus anguillicaudatus (oriental weatherfish), 3285 nucleotides. RefSeq names its product cytochrome P450, family 27, subfamily C, polypeptide 1 (gene cyp27c1). Gene Ontology annotation, biological process: C21-steroid hormone biosynthetic process; cortisol metabolic process; cholesterol metabolic process. Gene Ontology annotation, cellular component: mitochondrial inner membrane. The record is from RefSeq and is a predicted model, not a curated record. NCBI's taxonomy places the organism in Eukaryota, Metazoa, Chordata, Actinopteri, Cypriniformes, Cobitidae. Gene Ontology annotation, molecular function: iron ion binding; heme binding; oxidoreductase activity, acting on paired donors, with incorporation or reduction of molecular oxygen.
ACCCUGCCCAAAGUGUAUCACAUUGUAACACGUUUUUCAGAUUUAAAGAUGGCACUUCAGAAUACUUUAAUGCAUUUAAGCCGCAAGAAUCUUCUCCAGGAGACAUGCAAGCAGGCUUUCCUGCAAGCGCGCGGGUUGCACAAGUCCGUUGCAAACGACUCUCUGGAAAUUGCGCACAGCCAGCCUGCUGUGAAAGAGAACACGGGAAACCCUUCUGAGCAAAUGCCGAAUGUUGCCAAUGCCAAGACCCUGAAAGAGAUGCCCGGACCCAGCACUAUCGCUAAUCUCAUCGAGUUUUUCUAUCGGGAUGGGUUCAGUCGUAUCCAUGAGAUACAGCUGGAGCACUCUGAGAAGUUCGGCAAGAUCUUCAAGUCUCGAUUUGGACCUCAGUUUGUGGUGUCCAUCGCUGACAGAGACAUGGUGGCUCAGGUUCUCAGGUCUGAGAGUUUGACUCCUCAAAGAGCUAACAUGGAGUCCUGGAAAGAAUACAGAGAUAUGAGAGGAAGGUCCACUGGACUCAUAUCUGCGGAGGGCGAUGAGUGGUUGAAGAUGCGCAGCGUCCUGCGUCAGCUGGUCAUGCGACCGCGAGACGUGGCUGUUUACUCCCAUGACGUUAAUGCAGUGGUGGUGGAUCUGGUGAAAAGAGUAAAGACCCUGCGGAGCCGGCAGGCCGACGGCCAAACCGUUGAAAACAUCAAUGACCUGUUCUUCAAGUAUGCAAUGGAAGGAGUGGCAACCAUUUUGUACGAGACCCGUUUGGGCUGCCUGGAGGAGAAGAUUCCCAAAAUGAGUCAGGAGUACAUCGGUGCGCUGCAUCUCAUGUUCAGCUCUUUUAAGACCACCAUGUACGCCGGUGCUAUUCCCAAAUGGCUGCGUCCCAUCAUUCCUAAACCCUGGGAGGAAUUCUGCAGCUCCUGGGAUGGCCUCUUUAGAUUCAGUCAGAUCCAUGUUGACCGAAAGCUUUCAGAAAUUAAACAGAAGAUGGAAAAAGGUGAAGAGAUUAAAGGAGGUUUGUUGACUCACAUGUUGGUCACCAAAGAGAUGAACGUGGAGGAGAUCUAUGCAAACAUGACAGAAAUGCUCUUGGCUGGAGUGGACACGACCUCUUUCACGCUGUCAUGGAGUGCGUACCUUCUGGCAAGACAUCCCAUGGUACAGGAGCAGAUCUUUGAAGAAGUGGACCGUGUGCUAGGCGGGCGUGUCCCAGUCGGAGAGGAUGUUGCCAAUUUGCCCCUGAUCAGAGGGCUUGUCAAAGAGACGCUCAGGCUUUUCCCUGUCCUUCCUGGAAAUGGACGUAUUACACAGGACGAUCUUAUAGUUGGAGGUUAUUUCAUUCCUAAAGGGACUCAGCUGGCUCUGUGUCAUUACUCUACCUCCAUGGAUGAGGAAAACUUCCCCCGUGCAGAAGAGUUUCGCCCCGACCGCUGGAUCCGCAAGGAUGCUACUGACCGCGUCGACAACUUCGGCUCCAUCCCGUUUGGUUACGGUCUCCGCAGUUGCAUUGGCAGGAGAAUAGCCGAGCUUGAGAUGUACCUGGCUCUUACACAGCUCCUUCAGAAGUUUCACAUCAAAGUUUCUCCUCAGACCCCUGAUGUUCGCGCCAAAACUCAUGGCCUUCUUUGCCCGGGAGCACCCAUCAACCUUAGGUUUGUGGACCGGGAAUAAUCUGCCAUUACCGUGUAAAUGGGAAUCCUAAUCUUCCUGGUGUUUAUAUCCAUCUGUAUACCAUGGUUGGGUAACAACAACCCAGCAUAUUGUAGGUUUAUUUAUACCAACCCAACAGUUGGUUCUGUUCAAUAUUUACCCAACUAUGGGUUAAAACCAACCCUAGAUUUUUAUUAUGUGUGGAGUAUUUCUGUAUUAUUAAAAAUGUAAAGAGCCGAAAAGGUAUAAACCAGGGUUUCCCGCAUCACUUUUCAGUUCGGGUGGCCCACCUAAGCUGGGAUACCCUACCACCUUAACUAGGUCGUCCAAAAAAAAAAUUAGCUGCACAAAAGGCCGUCAAGUGCAUCUCGGAGAAUAGCGUGGAUGUGCUUCACACCGCGAGCGGGCACGUGCCACAUGACCGAAAUGAGAGAAAGACAUGGUCCGUCACUGUCUGGAGGAUAACUAGCCUCUUGAUAAAACAUUUAAUUCAUUAAUAAUCUAGUAUGUGUUCAUUUUCUGUCAUAGUUUCUUCAAAAUUGAGUUUUAUUUGAGUCUUUUAAAUAAAAACAUUUUCAUCAUGAUGCAUACGCCCCGCCCCUUUGUUUGCCACGCCCCCUGCACAACCAUACCACCUUAACUAACAAAUUUUCUGCGGGAAACCCUGUAAACUGUAUAAAAUUGGAACUCUUUUAUUAAUGUAAUCAAUACAAGCUGUGCCUUUUGAAAUACUGUUGUAUAUAGAUAAGCUUCCUAAAGCAAACAUGAGCGGGUCAAUCAUAAUAGCUAUAAAGCUACCUUAAAAUUUGAGGAAUUGUGCUAGUAUACUGUCCUGUGGACACUAAUAAUAUAUAUUUUGUGUGAACACCAUUCAGAAAAAUGUUUCUUGAUUUUCUUUUGAAUAUGUCCUUGAUACAGUACUGUGCAAAAUCUUAGGCCACCAUGCUACCAUUAGAUUUGUUGUUUUUGCAAUGUUAUAGUGAUCAUAUAUAAUUAUUUCUCAGUCUCUUUAUUAGAAUACAACCAGAAAAUACAGGAAAUAUGUAUGUAGUAUUAAAAACAGUAUAAAAGUAUAAGCUGAAGUGUCAAGUAUUUAAGUGUGUAAAGUUUAGCGGCAUCUAGUGGUGAGGUUGCGAAUUGCAACCAACGGCACAGUCCACUGCUCACCCCUCACUUUUGAAACGCAUAGAGAAGCUACGGUAGCCGCCACCGGACAAACAUGUCAUCGUCCGAGACAACUUUGUAAAAAAAAAGUUGUUAAGUCUGUUAAGGGCUUCUAUAGAAACAUGGGGGCACAAAAUUGCAACUUCCAUGUAAGGGGACCCUCUGUGUAUGUAGAUACAAACGUCUCAUUCUAAGGUAAUAAACACAUUACGGUUCAUUAUAUAAGGUCUUUAUACACCCCUGAAAAUAUAUGGUUCGGAUAUUAUUUUGCAUUUCUGUCAAGAGAUCCUUCAAAAAAUUACACACUGCACCUUUAGGGUAAACUCCCCUUCCACUUGAGCAUGCGCAAUAGCAGGAACCUGCAGGAUCUCUUAAACCUAAAUGAAAUUAAAUCUAUUUUCUAAUUCUAAUCGAAUGACUUCAUGACUUAAGUCUCCUCAAAAAAGCUCAAGAUGUGUUUCGUGCCAUGAAAGGUCA